GCCCUCUGUUGAAGGAUUACUUCCGGGUACACUGUCCGCCGCCAGCUCGUCUAAAUCAAAAUGUAUCAAGUGGAUAUUUUCCGCGCUUCAAGAUAGUGCAAUCAUUUAUGACGACUUCUGCUGUUUUAACAUUAUUUAUUUUUUUGUCGUGUGCAUUUACUACUAUCCGGGUUGUUUCGUUAGCUAGCUCGCUAGCUGGAUAACAGAGUUGCGAUCUUCGUGAAAGGCACUUUCUUACCGCUUGUUAAAGAAGAUGUCUGCGGAAGAGGCGGCAGACAAAACAACCCCGGCCGACGCGAGUGCGGGAGAUGGCGGAGACGAGGAAGAAGAGUGGCUGUACGGAGAUGAUGAUGAGAGAGCUGAUGAGGAAGAGGCCAAACUAACCGCUGCUGUCAGUGCACCUGUUCCUGCUACUGAAUCAGAUGAGGCAGUUACUACAGGCAACGGAGUGGAAGCUCAGGAGAAGGAGCCAGGAGAUGAUGAUGAUGACAGUGAUAGCGACAGUGACGAUGAUGACGAUGAUGUUCGCGUCACCAUCGGAGACAUCAAGACCGGAGCCCCACAGUACACGACGUAUGGAGUGGCUCCUGUUAACCUGAACAUAAAGACAGCAGGAACCAGACCCUAUGGAACAGUAGGGAACAAGUCAAAGGGUGUGGAUCUGGAGGCUCCAGGCAACAUCAAUGGAGUCCCAGUAGUGGAGGUGGACAUGGAGACAUUCGAGGAGAAGCCGUGGAGGAAACCAGGUGCUGACCUGUCUGACUACUUUAACUAUGGGUUCAACGAGGACACGUGGAAGGGCUACUGCGACAAACAGAAGAGGCUGAGGAUGGGCCUGGAGGUCGUCAAUAUCUCCUCCACCACCAGCAAAAUCACUGUUCAGCAGGGCAGGACAGGGAAUGAGAAGGAAGUGAGUUUACCCAUCCACACGUCCAAACCUGACUUCCCCACUCCAGCCAGCCUCUACAAGUCAUCCAUGAACAUGAACACUACCAGGAUCUCCCCCCCACAGUGGACUGCUCCUCCCGUUCAGGACAUGUCCUACUAUACGAAGACCAGUGGUACUAUCGACGUGAUCGGAGGAGGGACUGCUACCAUCAGCAGAGUGGAGGGACGACGAAGACACAACCUGGAGGGAAACAACAUCCAGGUGAUUUCGGAACACUCGUCGUCGGACGCUGAGCCAAACCCCAACAAGAUGCCCCCCUUCUUCCCCCCCGGCCCCCUCCCCCCAAACAUCCCUCCUCCCCCAUUCCUCCCCCCUCCUCCCAACGUCAGCCAGGCUCCCCCUCUCAUCCCCCCACCAAGAAUACCUAUGAAUGUCCCUCCUCCUG
This is a messenger RNA of Salmo salar (Atlantic salmon), 1334 nucleotides long. NCBI's taxonomy places the organism in Eukaryota, Metazoa, Chordata, Actinopteri, Salmoniformes, Salmonidae. The record is from RefSeq and is a predicted model, not a curated record.